AAAAAGGGAGUGUAGUCGCCCAUUUCUUCCAUCUUCAUCUCUCUCUCUACGCUUCGGUCACCUUUAUAUCUACGAAGACGCAAUUUGAAUUUAGUGUAGGAUUAGGAGUUUGAAUUUUCAAUCGGGGACAAAAUUGAUUCAAUUCCGUGAAAAGCGGCGGGCGGUUUGAAUUUCAUGUUGAUGGCGUCGUCGAAGGUGAUCGCGUCCAGGUCACCGCCCAAUUCGGAUCUUCCGCGUGACUCCCCAACCUCCUCCAUAAAUAUCCACUCCGAUCAACCACCUAGGGGUUUCGGCUCCAUGAAUAUGGACGAAAUCUUCCGCAACAUCUACCCCGAUUCCGCCUCCUUCGACAGCGCCGGCGACGGAGGAGCGAUGAAUGGCAAGACGGUGGAGGAGGUGUGGAGGGACAUGGUCACCGGCGGAGGCGACGCUCCGAUGACGCUGGAGGCUUUCCUGACGAAGGCGGGGGCCGUGAACGAGGAGGACGUUGGGGUUCCGCCGAUGCCGCCGCCGGUGAUGAUGAAUCCUGCGCCGGGGGUUCCGGCGGCGGGGUGCGUGCAGAGUGUGAUCGGUGUGGAGUUUGGGAGCGGGAGGGGGAAGAGGAGGGCGGCGGCGGAGGAAGUGCCUCUGGAUAAGGCGACUCAGCAAAAACAGAGACGGAUGAUUAAAAAUAGGGAGUCUGCUGCUAGGUCGAGAGAGCGGAAGCAGGCUUAUACCGUGGAGAUGGAGGCUCAGGUGACAAGCCUAGAGGAGGAACAUGAAAUGCUCUUGAGACAAGAGGCUGAAAUGAACAGGAAGAGAUACAAGCAGGCUAAAGCAAAUGUAUUCUCUAGACCAUGUGCAUAUGAAGUAACACAUGUAUUUUGAGUGUCUUUGGUUUCUAAGGUAGUCAAGCUCAUGGAGAACUUAAUUCCGGUGGUAGAGAAGCGAAGACCUCCAAGAGUUCUGAGGAGCACACGCUCCAUAUAACGGUGGAUGUUGUGGUUGGCAAUGACAAAGUUUAUAGGGAAGUAGGUCUUGGCCUGCCAUGGCGGAGCUCCAGCAAUGUCGCGAGAGGUCGUUCUGGCAUGAGCUAGAUGGAUAGUUAGCUACAGAUGUGGUAGCUACAGACAUGUAAAUCAAAAGCAGCACACUUUAAAAUUUUAAAACAAAACAGUUUCUCUAAUUACUGGAUUCAUAUUAAUUAAAUUUGCUAGUAGUAGAGUAUUUCUA
Salvia hispanica is the source of this 1212-nucleotide messenger RNA. Its product is annotated as bZIP transcription factor 12-like. Gene Ontology annotation, molecular function: DNA-binding transcription factor activity. NCBI's taxonomy places the organism in Eukaryota, Viridiplantae, Streptophyta, Magnoliopsida, Lamiales, Lamiaceae. Gene Ontology annotation, cellular component: nucleus. Gene Ontology annotation, biological process: positive regulation of DNA-templated transcription. The record is from RefSeq and is a predicted model, not a curated record.